CGCUUGAACUUUAAAAGAAGUCUCUCAUCUUUGGGUCUUGCCAUGUGAAAAAAACCUUCUCUCUCUUCCUCUCUACAUUUCUUGUGCAGAUCUUGGGCACAUUGAAUCAAACAGGAAGCAUAUCAAACACAAAGUUGGGGUUUUGGUUUGGGUCUGCAUCAAGAAAUGGAGUCCCUUUUCCCCUCACUCUCUGGAUCCAUCACCAAACUCACCAGCUUUGCCUUCUUCCUCCUCUUCUUGCUUUCUUGCUCCACUUUCACUUCCACAGAGGCUUAUGAUGCCCUUGAUCCAACUGGUAACAUCACAAUCAAAUGGGAUGUGAUUAGCUGGACUCCAGAUGGCUACGUUGCUGUUGUUACCAUCUAUAACUUUCAGCAGUACCGGCAUAUUCAAGCACCUGGUUGGACUUUGGGGUGGACAUGGGCUAAAAAGGAAGUAAUUUGGAGCAUGAUGGGAAGCCAAACUACAGAACAAGGGGAUUGUUCAAAAUUCAAAGGAAACAUCCCACAUUGCUGCAAAAAGGAUCCAACAGUUGUGGAUUUAUUGCCGGGAACUCCUUAUAACCAGCAGAUAGCAAAUUGCUGCAAAGGGGGAGUUAUCAAUUCAUGGGCCCAGGACCCUGCCAAUGCGGCAAGCUCAUUUCAGGUCAGUGUGGGACAGGCAGGAACAACUAACAAGACUGUGAGAGUGCCUAAAAACUUCACACUGAGAGCACCAGGGCCAGGAUAUACUUGCGGCCCUGCCAAGAUUGUGAAACCAACAAAAUUUGCCUCAGCAGAUAAAAGGAGAAUCACUCAAGCUAUGAUGACCUGGAAUGUUACAUGCACAUAUUCACAAUUCCUGGCUCAAAAGACACCCACCUGCUGUGUCUCGCUUUCUUCCUUCUACAAUGAGACUAUUGUAAAUUGCCCAACUUGUGCUUGUGGGUGUCAAAAUCACACAGCUGAUCCUGAGAGCUGUGUAGAUCCAAACUCUCCACAUUUGGCUUCAGCUGUUACCAGCUCUAGCAAAUCUAGCAGUGCACCUCUGGUCCAGUGUACUAGCCACAUGUGUCCAAUCCGAGUUCAUUGGCAUGUUAAGCUCAAUUACAAGGAGUACUGGCGUGUGAAGAUCACAAUCACCAAUUUCAAUUACAGAAUGAAUUACACUCAAUGGAAUCUAGUUGUGCAGCACCCCAACUUCGACAAUCUUACCCAGCUUUUCAGCUUUUAUUACAAAUCAUUAACUCCUUAUGAAGGCCUAAAUGAUACUGCCAUGUUAUGGGGGGUUAAAUUUUACAAUGAUUUACUCUCACAAGCUGGUCCUCUGGGGAAUGUGCAGUCAGAACUACUAUUUCGAAAGGAUGCAUCAACUUUUACUUUUGAAAAGGGUUGGGCUUUCCCUCGGAGGGUAUAUUUCAAUGGUGAUAACUGUGUUAUGCCACCACCAGAUGCCUAUCCAUGGUUGCCAAAUGCCAGUUCUCGACCAGUUAUCUCUCUACUUUGUCCAGUCAUCACAAUCUUAGCAUCAUUAGUUUUCUUGUGGGCUAAUGCAUAAUUAAUUACACUGAGGAAAUUGCUAAAAUCGUUGGUUUGACUUUCAAAGAAGCCAUCUGGUUUAUGUUUCUACACUGAAGCUUACUGGUAACAGCUGAUGGGGCUGGCACGAUGUUGGUGUGGCAAUUUUACAUGUUAGGAGAGGUUCAAGUGCACCAUUUCCUGUUCCUCGAGCAUUCUUCUGCAUUAUUAUCUAUUGUUGUUUUACAAUUUACGCAGAUUUUCUUGAGAGUUUAUCUGCUUGUUGUAUUCUUUUGUUUACGUUAUAUAGUUUUGACCCAUUUGUUGUAGAGUAUCAAGAAACAAUAUAUUAGCAUUGUAUGGAGGAACCACAUGAAGAAAUGUAGUUGAUAUAAGGUUCUUUUCCUUUCUCAUCAGUCAUUUAGUGUUUUUCAUCUGGAUUAUACAUGCAUGAUGAUCUAAUAAUGUACCAUAUCGUUU
Rubroshorea leprosula is the source of this 1976-nucleotide messenger RNA. The record is from the annotation of a GenBank genome assembly. NCBI's taxonomy places the organism in Eukaryota, Viridiplantae, Streptophyta, Magnoliopsida, Malvales, Dipterocarpaceae.